GGCCAGCAUUGAACGCAGAAAUCAUGCAAGCAAAUGUCCUCUGCUUGUUGGGGCUGGCCCUAACCCUGACCGCGUGCUGCGGUGGUUCGGAAUAUUCGCGCGAUGAAAGCAGAGAAGAGGCGAAAACAGUAUUCAACUUGGCCUCCACGCUGACUGGCGGUAUUGAGAGCAACCGCCACCACGCUCGGGCCAGCGUCAAUUCGCAGCUUUAUCCAUAUGGUCGUCCGGUGGCGCAACAACAGCCCUGUGCCACGUGUCCGAGCACUACGUAUGGCGCAGCCGACAUUGACGAGCCGCACGGUCACGAGCGCAGCGAGAGCGCCAAUGCGAGUGGUUUGGAUUUGCGCGGCGCUACAGCAAGCCAUCCCGUGGGACCACCACAGCAGGUGCCGCAGGACUUUGGUUAUCGCGCGGAUGCAAUACCCCCGCAAGGACUUGGGUAUCCGGCAGGCAGGCCACUGCAACAGCCACCACCGGGAUAUGGUUAUUCCGAGGGUGGGAAUCGCAUAGGUGCGCCACCCCAGCAGCCACCGCUCGGCAUUGGAUAUCCUGCGCAACUGCCGCCUGGUGACUACGAAUCUUCUCUCCCUUUAGCGGGCCACUAUCCCGCCAGGGCACCACCUCAGCUAACUAAUCCGCAGUUCUAUCCGGGGCAAUAUUUGCCGCAGUAUCCGCAGCCCUAUCCGCCACUUGUACAAUAUCCGCAGUACCUAGGCUACGGCCCAGGCGGCGUACCAGUCACCACAGCAGGUGGUGCAGCGCCACCGUUCAGCUACCAGAACCACCAUCGCUAUCCCUCCCACAAUCCACACGUACGCGAUCAUUGGGACCACGAAUUCAAAAUGAGCACCGAGUACAAGGAGGAUGGCGUGCAUAAGGGACCCUUUGAUGUCCUGAACAAUCACGGUCCUUUUGGCUUUGGCAGCGGCUACGGCGGUGGCUACAACGGCGCCUUCAACAGGGCCGGCAUUUGAGCUGCAAGAUGCAAACACCGUUAGCAUAGUUUUUUGUGGAAACCUACCAUUGUAGCAUCUCAUGAGGCAGCUGUCACUGUGAAAUAAACUUGAUUUUUGCACGCCCCAUGAGCGCUAAACCAAA
This is a messenger RNA of Scaptodrosophila lebanonensis, 1098 nucleotides long. RefSeq names its product basic salivary proline-rich protein 2. The record is from RefSeq and is a predicted model, not a curated record. The coding region runs from base 24 to 974 and encodes 316 amino acids. Lineage: Eukaryota; Metazoa; Arthropoda; Insecta; Diptera; Drosophilidae. The transcript has a single exon.